Molecule: messenger RNA, 616 nt
Organism: Lacerta agilis (Sand lizard)
Lineage: Eukaryota; Metazoa; Chordata; Lepidosauria; Squamata; Lacertidae
Product: olfactory receptor 2Z1-like
Biological process (GO): G protein-coupled receptor signaling pathway
Cellular component (GO): membrane
Molecular function (GO): olfactory receptor activity
Source: RefSeq, a predicted model, not a curated record
UGGACCUCUGCCAGGUUCUCUCGAUUGUUCCUUCCAUGACAGCGAAUUUUGUAACCAGAGAUUUGACAUUUCACUCUGUGGGUGUGUCAUCCAGAUUGCUGUCACGCUGACACUGGGUGGAGCAGAAUGCCUGAUCCUGGCUAUCAUGUCCUAUGAUAGGUAUGUGGCUAUUUGCAGACCAUUGCAAUAUCCAAUCCUCAUGAGAGGGGAAAUCUGCUACCUGUUGUCAGUAGCGGCCUGGUUUUGGUCUUCUGUGCAGGCCCUGACCUGCUCCCUUUAUGUUCUUCCUCUUCCCUACUGCAAGUCCAAUGUGAUCAACCAUUACAUGUGUGAUUAUCGCCUUAUCAAGUUGUCCUGCUCUGACAAUUCUGCAUUCAAUAAAGUCACAUAUUUGGGGGAUUUCCUUGUCUUUCUCAUCCCCAUCUCAGUCAUCCUGGCUUCCUACAUUGCCAUCCUCCUUCAAGUCCUCAGAGCACGCACCUCUGGAAGUGGCCAUAAAGCCCUUGGGACCUGCUUGCCCCAUUUGUGUGUGGUGGGGAUCUUCUACGGAUCGUCCAUUUUUAUGUACAUGACCCCUGUGUCCUCCUACACACCAGAGAAGUCUAUGAUAUCAUAG